GAACACAGCCGUCAGUUGUGUCUCAGUGUUUCAGCGAGGGGAGAAGUGGUUAUUUCAUGUAAACAUUGAUAGCCUUUAACCACAAAGACGUUUUAAUUUUGAACUUACGAAUGGUGAAAAUAUCCGGGGAGCUCCUGUUAAACAGCAAUAGUUUUGGCUUUUAGAAAGCACCCAGACAGUCGUGUUUUCCCGAAGCUAUCAUGCUAAACACAGAGGAGAGUUCCUGGUUGAUGGGCUCGUUGAUGCCCUGCUCCAUCCCUCAGGCUCCAGGGCCUCUGUGGUGCUCCGAUGCCCCUCACCCACAGCUGAAGAUCCCGGGUGGGCGAGGGACUGUCAGGGAUCACUCUCACAGCGUGCUACUACACCAGGAUGACAAGUUGACGGUGACGGAGGCCGCUCCAGUGAACGGGAACCCCGCUCUCCUCCGCUUCCACUACCAGCUGAGCGAACGCCGCGCAGCCUUCUGGGAAACGGCUCUGUCCGGAGACAGCCUCUUCCUGGAGAUUCCUGCUGGUGCGCUGGUGGAAGGGAGCAAAGAGGGGCUGACCGCCCUGCUGGAGUUCGCAGAGGAGAAGCUGAAAGUGAACUUCGUCUUCCUGUGGUUCCACAAAAGCCGAGAAGAUCGAUUUUCCAUCAUCAGGACGUUUCACUACAUCGGCUUCGAGAUGGUGAAGCCGGGUAACCCCAUGGUACCGGCCCGGCCCGACCUGGCUUUUAUGGUGUAUUCUCUGGACGACAGCAGCUCUGAUGAAGAGUGACCGCCCCCUGACUCCUCCCUCUCCCACCCACCCCAAUCCCCACAAAAAAGCCCUCCCACCCCAUCCAUCACUGAUGGAGGAGCCACCGUUUGUCAUGUUGACUCAUUAUAAAUUGGGAUUACUGUGUGAUUACCCCCCCCCCCCCCCCCCCCCUUCCUACAGACUGUGGAAGCAGCAGAAUUUGAAGGGAGUCCCCCCCUCCCCCGCUUGUCCUUUGUUUGGGUAGCAGCUGGACGUUCAGGAGACGGAGCGGUUUGACAUUAAUAUCCAGCAUAUCUCUCAGCAUAUUUUUUUAUAAAGAGGCUGGGCUUCUGGGGGGGGUGAAUGGUGAACAGUGGGGGUGGGGCCAGGCUCUGUGAUGUAGACGGAUCCACGCUUCAGUGUUCGUUUCCCGGCAGUUCCUCAUGUCCAGCCAUCAUUCCAGCACGUUUGACUGUUUCAGAAGCUUUAAAAGACCCCCCCCCCCCCUCCUCCCCCCUCCUGUGCUGCACGCACGCCCGACUCUUUAACGGCACACGGAGGCAAACCCCAGCUUUAGGCCACAAGCGUGUGCUGCGUCCCGUCUUCCCUGAAGAUACAUCCAAGCUGGAGGGGCUCAUUCAGGGCUGUGCCUCAAGAAGCCGCUGCAAUGCUUUUACUCUGAAGUCUUACUGAUCCCAUCAUUGAUCCACUCCCAUUCAGAAGAAACCAGGAAGUGAUCACUUUUAUGCAAGUAGAGUUAAACCCAGCAAAGGUUGCUUUUUUUUUUUUUUUAAAGGUCUCUCUAUACAUGCCAAAGAAUCCGGACUGAUCCAGACUAUCUGCUUAUCUUAACCUAAUAUGGUAUGCAAAGCAAUCUUAACCUACAUUCCCCACAUGCACCAUAUUUCUGCUGCCCCCCCUCUCAGAAACGAGCCGGUUUUCCUCCUUCCUGCAUGGGAUCCUGUCUUUAUGGAGUAAAGACGGGACGUCUGAAGUGAAAUGCUAACACAUGAAGAUUCUCAGAGGUUUAUUUUUAUCUAUGAAUGAUUCUCUACUGUUGUGAUAGUUUCAGAGGGUUUGCUUUUCUUCUGUUCUGAUUAGUUAGCAACCAUUGUGUUACAGUCCACUCUUGUAUUCUUCACAGUUUAUUGCCUUUUGGGGUGGGUGAAUAAAAGAUAAUGAAAAACUUU
Messenger RNA from Oryzias latipes (Japanese medaka), 1909 nucleotides. It is a transcript of the gene oaz2a, whose product is annotated as ornithine decarboxylase antizyme 2a. Gene Ontology annotation, cellular component: nucleus; cytoplasm. The record is from RefSeq and is a predicted model, not a curated record. Gene Ontology annotation, biological process: positive regulation of protein catabolic process. Gene Ontology annotation, molecular function: ornithine decarboxylase inhibitor activity. NCBI's taxonomy places the organism in Eukaryota, Metazoa, Chordata, Actinopteri, Beloniformes, Adrianichthyidae.